Molecule: messenger RNA, 843 nt
Organism: Toxorhynchites rutilus septentrionalis
Lineage: Eukaryota; Metazoa; Arthropoda; Insecta; Diptera; Culicidae
Exons: 1
Coding region: 1-843 (280 amino acids)
Source: RefSeq, a predicted model, not a curated record
AUGUGCGAGGAGAUUUACGAUUGCACAACCGUUCGUGAUGUUGAUGGAAAAUUCAUCGUUACUCUUCCCAAGAAAGAGCACAUAAUAAGGCAGUUGGGAGAUUCACAUGAUAUCGCAUUGAGGAGGUUCCAUGAUCUCGAAAAGCGUUUUGCAGCAGACAAUAAUUUGAAGACUCAAUAUACCGAAUUCAUCGAAGAAUACUUGGCAAUGGGACAUAUGAUAGAAGCGCCUGAAGAAGAUUCCAGACAGCCUUUGUACCAUUUACCGCAUCAUGCUAUCAUAAAACCCGACAGCACCACGACCAAGCUACGGGUCGUAUUCGACGCUUCCUGUCGCACUUCAACAGGAGUCUCGCUAAACGACGGACUCAUGGUUGGACCAGUUGUGCAGGAGGAUUUACUCUCCAUCGUAUUACGAUUUCGAUUCCGAAGGUUCGCUAUCAUAGCCGAUAUUGCGAAAAUGUAUCGCAUGGUGAAGUUGAAUUCAGCAGAUCAGCCACUCCAGCGCAUUCUCUGGAGAAAAUCUGCCAACGAACCGGUAACCACCUUCCAGCUGACGACAGUCACAUAUGGCACAGCCUCCGCACCAUACCUGGCGACGAAGUGCAUUCAACGGUUGGCGAAUGAUGCAAAACACACACAUCCUUUAGCAGCAGAGGUGGCUCGGAAGGAUUUUUAUGUAGAUGAUCUUCUGAGUGGUACAGACAGCAUCGAAACUGGAAAUCAACUUGUCUGCCAACUCAUCGAUAUGUUCAACUCUGCCGGAUUCAGUUUGAGAAAGUGGAGCUCUAACAAUUUGGAGCUUAUCGAUGAUGUUCCUUCAGAACUUCGCGAUAAUCCCUAA